AUGUCCAUUUUUUACACCUCCAGUUGUCAGAAGCCGAGGAUCAGUCUGAGCCGAAUCGGACGUAUCGGAUGUCGGCCCCUCGACGUGUCGUCAGUCAGACUCGUCGCCCUUGUUUCCAAUCUGUUUCAGGAUAUGACCGCCGUCUUCGGUGGUCCCUCGAGAGUUCGGCCAUUCGGCCAACGUCCAGACCCAUCCCUCAACUUUUAUUCCAACAAGAGAUUGACUUUUUCCGUUUUGAUUGCGUUUCGUGCUUUCCAAAGGCACGUGCUCAUGCGAAAAUCGGCUUUUCUUUGA
Caenorhabditis auriculariae is the source of this 294-nucleotide messenger RNA. The record is from the annotation of a GenBank genome assembly. Lineage: Eukaryota; Metazoa; Nematoda; Chromadorea; Rhabditida; Rhabditidae.